Phragmites australis (common reed) is the source of this 786-nucleotide messenger RNA. RefSeq names its product transcription factor BHLH133-like. The transcript is spliced from 5 exons. The coding region runs from base 1 to 786 and encodes 261 amino acids. The record is from RefSeq and is a predicted model, not a curated record. Gene Ontology annotation, biological process: regulation of transcription by RNA polymerase II. Gene Ontology annotation, molecular function: protein dimerization activity; RNA polymerase II cis-regulatory region sequence-specific DNA binding; DNA-binding transcription factor activity, RNA polymerase II-specific. Gene Ontology annotation, cellular component: nucleus. Lineage: Eukaryota; Viridiplantae; Streptophyta; Magnoliopsida; Poales; Poaceae.
AUGGAGGCAAAGUGUGCAUCCAUUUGCAGCGAGGAAUCUGAGAUGAUUGCUCACAUGCCGUCCAUGUUCUGUAGCAGCAAUGAUGCUGAUGCCAACAUUUGCUCUCCCAACACUAGCACUAGUUCUUGUGUCACAGCAAGCACAAUGCCCAGUAGCGUGCUCCUUCCUGUUAUGGAAGACGCGAGCUAUGGCGCAGCGCCAUUGGUGAACACUGCCAAGGAUUGGUGCUUUGAUCACCGAAGUCAGACCAUCACUCCAAUUACUGAUGCUGUUACUGGUGACAAGAGGGUACAUGUCAUGGAUGCGCAGGGGAGGAAGAGUAAGAACACAAACAAGAAAUCCCGUGCUGUUGCCUCGGCAUCGAGGACCUUGAGUUCAAGUGCUCUUGAUGAUGGCGCUAAUACCGAACUUGUCAACCAGAGAUGUUCCUGGUGCUGCAGCUCUGUAGAUGAUUCGAUUGGUGUGUGUGAGGAAUCAGUAGUUCUGAAACAAAGUGACCGUUUGAGAAGUCGCAGUCGGUCCUCAAAGCAUUCACAAAACCUUUACGCAAAGAAGAGAAGAGAGAGGAUUAAUGAUAAACUAAAAAUGCUGCAACGGCUAAUUCCCAAUGGCACCAAAGUUGACAUCAGCACUAUGCUGGAGGAGGCAGUUCAGUACGUCAAGUUUCUGCAGCUGCUGAUAAAGGUACUUCUGUUGAGCUCUGACGAGACAUGGAUGUACGCGCCACUUGCCUGCAACAGUAUGGGCAUCGAUCUCAGUGCUAGUGCUGCAACAUACCAAUCAUGA